AAAUAUUGCAAUAUGUAUUCAAAAACCAUAUCAUGUCUAUUAAACAAACAAAUUUUCAGAGGAUUCGUAGGUAGAAUGUCGUCUACACCCGCUUUGGAACGUGCAAAACACAACGCACAAAUCACCAAGCAAACAUUACACGAAUUGACCAACGAAUUCAACGUAUUAAAAAGGGAAUACAACGUUUUAGUCGCCAAACAAUUAAGAGACGAGAACGCCAAGCUUUCGUUAGCAGUCGAAAACGCCAAGAAUAAAUUAGUACGGUUAGAAUGCCAAAACGGCGUAAAGCAAAUAAAAAUACCCAACAGAAGCGCGACCACUUCCCAGGAGAACUCCGAACCAAAUCCGCAGGUUCGAACGGAGACACCCGAAUCCAAAAAACACCAAACUAAACCCGCAAAAGCGACGGAAAACAAACCGAAAAAGCCCAAAGAACAAGCCGAAGAACCGCCGAUCGACAUUAGCCGGUUAGAUUUAAGAAUCGGGGAGCUUUUGGACGUCCAGAAACAUCCGGACGCGGACAGUUUGUACGUUUUAAAAAUCAACGUUGGCGAGGAGAAUCCACGAACGGUGUGCUCGGGAUUGGUCAAGCACAUCCCGUUCGAAGAGAUGAAAUCCAAAAGCACGCUAGUCGUGUUGUGCAACUUGAAACCCGUCAAGAUGCGAGGAGUACUAUCCGAGGCUAUGGUGAUGUGCGCUAGUACCGAGCAGGCCGUGGAAACUUUGAUUCCUCCGGCGGGUUGCAAGGCCGGCGAAAAAGUCCAUUGCGAAGGCUACGCCGGGCGUCCCGACGCCGUGAUGAAUCCCAAGAAGAAGAUCUUCGAAACGGUGGCUGUGGAUUUGCGUACGGACGAAGAUCGGCGGGCUUGUUACAAGAUGGCGCCGCUGGAGGUGGCGGGGAAAGGUUUUUGUGUUGCUAGAACCUUGAAGAAUGCGCCUGUUAAAUAGAGACUGUGUAAUGUUGAUUAAAUGGUUUGAAGUAAGGUCUUUUACAAGGGAGUUUUUUAAUAUACAUUGUUGCCAAAACCUUGAAGAAUGUGCCUGUUAAAUAGAGGAAUAGGGCCUGUGUUAUGUUGAUUAAAUGGU
Phyllotreta striolata is the source of this 1086-nucleotide messenger RNA. The record is from the annotation of a GenBank genome assembly. NCBI's taxonomy places the organism in Eukaryota, Metazoa, Arthropoda, Insecta, Coleoptera, Chrysomelidae.